This is a messenger RNA of Perca fluviatilis (European perch), 761 nucleotides long. RefSeq lists its product as uncharacterized. The record is from RefSeq and is a predicted model, not a curated record. Bases 57 to 761 code for a protein of 234 amino acids. Lineage: Eukaryota; Metazoa; Chordata; Actinopteri; Perciformes; Percidae. The transcript has 11 exons.
GUUUCAUUGCUGAAUAUUGCAGGCUGGUCAUUUGGACUGUUGAUAAAGAAUCACUAAUGUUUGUUUCUGCUCUGCAUUGCUUAGGUACAGCCAGGUCUGCAGGCCGUGACAGGUCAACUAGUGGUUCACCCAGGUCUGCGGGCGUUGACAGGUCAACUAGUCGUACAGCCAGGUCUGCGGGCCGUGACAGGACAACUAGUCGCACACCCAGGUCUUUGGACAGGUCAACUUGUGAUUCGUCCAGGUCCAGGUCUGUGGGCCGGGACAGUUCAAUUAGUUGUUCAUCCAGGUCUGUGGGCCGGGACAAUUCAAGCAGUCGUGUACACAGGUCCCAGGCUGUGGAAGGUCUUUCACAUGAAAUGUCCAGUUAUAAUAGGGAUGUGCCAACCACAUUCCCCCUGUCAGAAGCGAAAUUCCAAAAAAUAGUGCUGACAAAGCUGGUGACUCUCACUGAUGAGGUCAAACAACUCCAGAGGAGCAUGCCUAAAUCUAGCAUUGAGAUCAUAAAGAUUAACACCUUGGAAGAGUUCGAGAGGGAGGAGGCUUCUCUUCUGGAUAAAAACAAAUUUGAAACCUUGGUUUGUCAGCUGGCAAAGGUGGGUGGGAAAGAUGUAAAGGACUGCACGCCACAAAGUGAUGGACAGCUUGUAACUGUUGAGAAUGACUUGUUGGAAGCGUGUGUGCUCUCAUCGCUCUCUUUUGUAGAAACCCAGUGCAACUCCCCAAGUCCUCCUGGCUUUAUGGUGGGCUGUUCUCCAUGA